Myotis daubentonii (Daubenton's bat) is the source of this 2955-nucleotide messenger RNA. Its product is annotated as neuronal acetylcholine receptor subunit alpha-2-like. Gene Ontology annotation, cellular component: postsynaptic membrane. Gene Ontology annotation, biological process: monoatomic ion transmembrane transport. The record is from RefSeq and is a predicted model, not a curated record. NCBI's taxonomy places the organism in Eukaryota, Metazoa, Chordata, Mammalia, Chiroptera, Vespertilionidae. Gene Ontology annotation, molecular function: transmembrane signaling receptor activity; acetylcholine-gated monoatomic cation-selective channel activity.
CCCCCAAAAACCUGCACCAUUUGCAAUCACUCUCUUUUCUCCCUUUCCCCCCAAACCUGGAAAUCACUAAUCUGCUUUCUGUCCCCAUAGAUUUAUUAUUCUGGAUAUUUUAUAUACAUGUAUCAUAUAAUAUAUAGUUUUUGGGGUCUGGUGUCAAUCACUUUGCAUAAUGUUUUCAAGGUUCAUUCAUGCUGUAGCAUGUGUCAGCAACUCAUCCUUUUAUGACUGCAUAGUAUUCCAUCUGGUGGAGGUACCAUGUUUUGUUGAUCUAGCCCUCAGCUGAUUGGCAUUUGGAUACUUCCACCAUUUGGCUAGCAUAAAUGGCACCGAAAUUCUUCUUUUGGCCUCCCUUUUCAGUAUGUUUAUCUUCAUUUUAUUUUAUUUUUUAAAUAUAUUUUUAUUGAUUUCAGAAAAGAAGGGAGAGGGAGAGAGAGAUAGAAACAUCAGUGAUAAGAGAGAAUCAUUGAUUGGCUGCCUCCUGCACAGCCCCCAUUGGGGAUUGAGCCUGCAACCCUGGGCAUGUGCUCUGACUGGGAAUGGAAACUUGACUCCUGGUUCAAGGUCGACACUCAACCAUGAGGUACACUGCCUGGGCUGUUUAUCCUCACUUUACACAUGCAACACUGGGACCAGAAAAAGAGGGACUUGGGUGUCAUCUUGUGGCCUCCUCUGUCCAGCGAGUUCAGGCUUAUCUUAGGGCAGAAUAGCUGGUUGGCCCUGAGAAUGUGAAAGAUGCUGGUCCUCAAACCAAGGAGAGCCCAAGAGCCCUCCCCUCCUGGGAGGCCUGGUCCCCACCUUUCACAUCUGUGUGGAGUGAGGAGCAAAGGCACAUCUGUAUCGAGGAUGCAUGUCUCUAAGACCCUCUCUGGUGCUUGCUCAGGUUUGGUGGUGAGAGAGAGCUGCGUGGAAUCCAGCGGGCGCUCCGCCAGGUCAGCAACUUGAAGCCCUGCUGGGGAAGCAUUCGAGGUUCAAGUCACCGCAAAGCCCUGGCCUGCCCUCCUCCUGAGGCCCAGGGGCAGCCGGACCUCUCCUCUGAAGCCAUGGGCCCCUCCCAUCCUGCACGCCCACCCCUGGCCAAGCUUGGCCUGUGGUGGCUCCUUCUGACCCCAGCGGUGUCGGCGCCGCGAGCCCCCCACACCCAAGCCGAGGAUCGCCUCUUCAAACACCUCUUCAGGGCUUACAACCGCUGGGCACGGCCAGUGCCCCACACCUCGGACGUGGUCAUCGUGCGUUUCGGGCUGUCCAUAGCCCAGCUCAUCGAUGUGGAUGAGAAGAACCAGAUGAUGACCACCAACGUCUGGCUCAAGCAGGAGUGGAGCGACCACAAGCUGCGCUGGAACCCGGCCGAGUUCGGCAACAUCACAUCCCUCCGCGUCCCUUCGGAGAUGAUCUGGAUCCCGGACAUUGUCCUCUACAACAAUGCAGACGGGGAGUUCGCGGUGAACCACAUGACCAAGGCCCACCUCUUCUCCACGGGCACCGUGCACUGGGCGCCCCCCGCCAUCUACAAGAGCUCCUGCAGCAUUGACGUCACCUCCUUCCCCUUCGACCAGCAGAGCUGCAAGAUGAAGUUCGGCUCCUGGUCGUACGACAAGGCCAAGAUCGACCUGCAGCCGAUGGAGCAGACGGUGGACCUGAAGGACUACUGGGAGAGUGGCGAGUGGGCCAUCGUCAACGCCACGGGCACCUACAACACCAAGAAGUACGACUGCUGCGCCGAGAUCUACCCCGACGUCACCUACUGCUUUGUCAUCCGGCGCCUGCCCCUCUUCUACACCGUCAACCUCAUCAUCCCCUGCCUGCUCAUCUCCUUCCUGACCGUGCUGGUCUUCUACCUGCCCUCCGACUGCGGGGAGAAGAUCACCCUGUGCAUUUCCGUGCUGCUCUCGCUCACUGUCUUCCUCCUGCUCAUCACCGAGAUCAUCCCCUCCACCUCCCUGGUCAUCCCGCUCAUCGGCGAGUACCUGCUCUUCACCAUGAUCUUCGUCACCCUGUCCAUCGCCGUCACGGUCUUCGUCCUCAAUGUCCACCACCGCUCCCCCCGCACCCACAAUAUGCCCCACUGGGUGCGGGGGCCCUUCCUCAGCCGUGUGUCCCGGUGGCUGCUGAUGAAACGGCCUCUGCCACCCUCGGAGCUCCAUGGUCCCCCAGAUCUGAAGCUCGACCCCCCCUGUUACUGGCUGGAGACCAAUGUGGAUGCGCAGGAGAGGGAGGAGGAGGAGGAGGAGGAGGAAGAGGAAGAGGAGGAGGAGGAGGAGGAGGAGGAGGACAGAUGGGUGCCAUCCCCCUCCGCGGGCGUCCUCUACAGCCAUGGUGGUCUGCACCGAAGGCUCUCCGGUCCCGAGGCAAAGGCCCCAUUGCAGAAGGGCGGGCUCCUGCUGUCACUUCGCAUGCAGAAGGCACUGGAAGGCGUGCACUAUAUUGCUGAGCACCUGCGGUCUGAGGACGCUGACUCUUCGGUGAAGGAAGACUGGAAGUACGUGGCCAUGGUCAUUGACAGGGUCUUCCUCUGGCUGUUCGUCAUCGUCUGCAUCCUGGGGACCGUGGGGCUCUUUCUCCCCCCACUCCUGGCUGGAAUGAUCUGACUGCACAUCCCUGGCUUUCGCCCGAAGGUGGCCCCGCUGCCCGUGUUUGCUGCUGCCUCUAGAGUCCGCCUUUGGGGUCCACGCCCCGUGACUGCCGGUGCCUCUCCAUGGCGUCCCGACGCUGGCCCCGCCAUCGAAGACUUCCUGGCCCCACUCACCCGGCAGACACACUCUGUGCUGAGAAGCUCCUGGGCCCAGAGCCCUGUGGGGAUGGGAGGAGCAGGAAUGGAGGCAGCUGCUCUGCAGAGGGCGAUGCCGAGGUGCUGACCAUGUGAAGCUCAGGAGAGUCCCCUGAAGCAGCGCUACAGGCACUGAGUGUCAAGAGGGCCGAGCAGGGGGAGCCCAUGGCAGGGGUGGGGGUGGGGCCAGG